Messenger RNA from Paramecium tetraurelia, 276 nucleotides. RefSeq lists its product as uncharacterized. The record is from RefSeq and is a predicted model, not a curated record. Lineage: Eukaryota; Ciliophora; Oligohymenophorea; Peniculida; Parameciidae. The transcript is spliced from 2 exons.
AUGCAGCAAAGUCAAAAUUAUAAAAAAAAGAAUAUAUAAGAAGGCAAUUUUAAUACCAGCUUAUAUGACAAAAAAUAAUAUUAUCAAAGAGCUUUGCUUUAGCUUAAAAAAUUUAGAUGGUUAACGUAAAUCAUCGAUAUCCAUAAAAUGAAUGAAUACAACAAUGAUGAAAGCAUGAAUAAUCAUUGCAAAUGUAAGAUAAAAUUUAAAUUAUUUCUAAUAACAACUGUUCGAAUUAUUAAAAGACAAGAAAGGAAGCUAAUCAUGAAAAGUUGA